AUGGAAAUUGACCAUUUUUCUUCCACUCAUGACUUUGUAGAAGAAGUUGUGUUCCAAGACAAACAACAUAGUUUUUCUGGAAUAAUUAGCAAUCCUCUUCCAAAGGAGAAUGAUCAACUACCCAACAUGUUCAACAACAACCAAAAUCAUCAUCAUCAUCAACAACAACAAGAAUUCGAAGUUUGUAAUUUCAUGUCAUUAUUAGAAGAUAUCAAUAUCAACUUAGAAACUGAUCAACAAAAGAAUCUUCACCACAAAGUUCCAAUUCCAAAACCUUUAGAAAACAAUAUUCAGAAGAUGCCACAAUAUCUAUCAUCCUUGGAGAUUCUGAGAAAUCAUGGAAGCAGAUUCAACAGGAAUAACACAAUCAAUACUAAAGCUUCUUCAAAUUUGGAACAACAUCAAAAGAUGUCAACAGAAGGAAUAAUAAGAGUAGCUGGAGCAAGGUAUACUCAAUAUUCUUCUUCUCAUUGGAGUGAUAAUUUUUGCAUCCAAACACACCCUUAUGGAUUUGACCUUAAUGGUUUAUCUGAGGAAGAAAAUAGAGACAUUGAACUAGCACAGUUUCUCUAUGUAGCAGCUGAAAGAGUAAGUUUGCAACAAUAUGAACGUGCAAAAAAAUUACUUUUAUAUUGUCAAUGGAAUUCUUCUAUCACAGGAAAUUGUGUUCAAAGAAUUGUCUUUCAUUUUGCACAAGCACUUCAAGAGAGAAUAGUGAAAGAAACUGGAAGAGUGGUUAAAGGGUCAGAUAAAAAUGAAGAAAGUGAGUUAAUUGAGAAGAUGGGUUCAAAAAAAGCACUUAUGUGUCAUCAAAAACUUCCUUUUAAUCAAGUUAUGCAAUUUACUGGAAUACAAGCUAUAGUUGAACAUGUUAAGUUUGAGACUAAAAUUCAUCUAAUAGAUUUUGAUAUAAAAAGUGGGGUCCAGUGCAUAGCUUUGAUGCAAGCACUUUCUGAGAGACAGGAUUGCAUAGUUGAAAUUUUUAAGCUAAGUGCUAUUGGACUUAAUACAUGCAAGAACAAAAUUGAAGAAACUGGCAAAAAUUUAGCUAGUUUUGCUGAAUCAUUGAACUUGCCCUUUUUAUAUAAACCUGUUUUAGUAGAAGAUAUGUUGGAAAUCAAAGAGGAUGAUUUUGAAAUUGAAAAGGAUGAAGCUGUUGCUGUUUAUUCUCCAUAUUUUCUAAGGACUUUAAUAUCAAAGCAAGAUUGUAUGGAAAAUUUGAUGAGGGUUUUGAGAGAUAUCAAACCAUGUAUAAUGAUAGUACUUGAAACUGAAGCAAGUCUUAAUUCGCAGUCUUUUGUGAACCGAUUCGUUGAAGCGUUGUUCUUCUACUCGGCUUUUUUCGAUAUGGCUGAAACAUGUAUGAGCGAGGAGGAUGAGUGUAGAAUGAUAACAGAAGGAAUACUAUCUGUAGGGUUAAGAAAUAUUGUUGCGUCAGAAGGUAGAGAAAGGACUGUUAGAAAUGUGAAAAUUGAUGUUUGGAGAAGAUUCUUUGCAAGGUAUAGAAUGGUGGAAACUAGGUUUAGUGAGGCAUGUGUUUACCAAGCUGAAUUGGUGAGUAAAGAGUUUGAUGAUGGGAAAUUUUGCGAUGUGGAAAAGAAUGGGAAGUGUUUGAUAUUGGGAUGGAAGGGGACUCCAAUGUAUUCAAUCUCAGCUUGGAGGUUUCUUUGA
This is a messenger RNA of Medicago truncatula (barrel medic), 1671 nucleotides long. RefSeq names its product DELLA protein RGL1. The coding region runs from base 1 to 1671 and encodes 556 amino acids. The record is from RefSeq and is a predicted model, not a curated record. The transcript has a single exon. NCBI's taxonomy places the organism in Eukaryota, Viridiplantae, Streptophyta, Magnoliopsida, Fabales, Fabaceae.